Malurus melanocephalus (red-backed fairy wren) is the source of this 1670-nucleotide messenger RNA. RefSeq names its product coiled-coil domain containing 65 (gene CCDC65). Gene Ontology annotation, cellular component: axoneme; axonemal dynein complex. The coding region runs from base 23 to 1465 and encodes 480 amino acids. Lineage: Eukaryota; Metazoa; Chordata; Aves; Passeriformes; Maluridae. The transcript has 9 exons. Gene Ontology annotation, biological process: regulation of cilium movement; cilium-dependent cell motility; axonemal dynein complex assembly. The record is from RefSeq and is a predicted model, not a curated record.
UAGGCCCCGCCCCCGASCAGAAAUGGCCGUUGCUGGGAGACCGGAGGGACGCGGGAGCGGGGCCGCUAUGGCGGAGUCCAGUCCCUUCGCCCCCACGGCGGCCGAGGCCGAGCUGCUGCUGCUGCAGAGACAAGCGCUGGCCGAGGAGGAGGCGGCCAAAACCAAGCGGGAACUCCUCGCUCGCUUCCUGCAGGAGAAAUUAUCCCGGGAGGAGCAGAGCAGCACAUGGGGUCUGAACAAGGUCCGCACGCUCUGGCGCUUGGCGAUGCGCAAAACCAAGGACGAGGAGCUGCGCCGGGACAUCGAGAUCCUCAGCGAGACCUUCACACGGGUCAUGGACUGCAAGGAUGGCGUCAUUGAGGGGYUGGUCAGGGACCUGGAGGAGGCGGAUGAACAGCAGAACCGAGCUCUGCGCAGCCACCUGCACCUCACGGAUCGACUGCUGGAGCUCCAGCUCUGCCGCCUGAGCUACCUGGAGGAGGGGUUUAAUACCCGGGUGGCCGCCCUGAAAGCCGAGUUUGAGGUUGAGAGAAAGGCCAUUCUGGAGCAGGGUGAGUGGGAAAGCAGCUGCCUGCAGGACAUGGCACUGGCCAGGGAGCAGGAUCACUCCAAUACCGACCAUGAAGCCAUCCUGAACUUCCAGAGCGCCCGGGACGAAAUCAAAAACCAGAGCUGGCAGGAGCAGCAGUACAGCCGGAUACAGCUCGUCGCCAGGCUGGAGGGGCUGUGGGACCAGAUCCAAAAAGCCCGGCGGAGCUACGCCGAGGCCACGGAGAAGAAGAAGAUAGAAUUCGAGGAGCUSAAGAGGAAGUGUGAGAAGAGUUCCMGGGAGAUUGAUACACAGGCGAAGAAGCUGCAGAAGCUCCAGGAAAAAGUUGCAGCCACUAAAAGCCAGAUCGCRGCUCACCUGCGGGAGAGCGAGGAGCACAUCCAGCGCGUGCGGGAGGAGAAGGAACAAGUCCUCCACAAACUCUACAAACUCCGCAGUGAGAUGACCCAGGCCGGGGCCAUGGCUCACAGCCACCUGGUCACCCUCAUCUGCCAGUGCAAUGGCACCCUCAAGGCACUGCAGCAGCUGGUGGAAAAGGCCCAGCGAAUCCUGCGCCUGGCCGAGAUGUGCCGCAGGCUGGAGACAGAAGAGGAGAAGGUGGUGCCCUUCUACCGCUCCUCACUGGCUGAGUGGGAGCAGGAAGAUGCCYGCAGGGUCCUGGAGGAGACCCCCACAGAGCCCCUGGCAGAGAUCAURCAGGAUUACGUGGGGCUGGAGCGAUUCUGGCAGCGUUUCAACAAGGUGAAGCUGGAGGAGAAGGCGCUGGAGCGGGCACGGGUGGCCCUGGCCAACAGGAACCAGCACCUKCGGGAGCUGCUCCAGCAGUACCUACAAGGGGCUGCACUCAGCCUGAAGGUGGUCAGAGACCCCCACCCCCUCCUCACCACCAAGCAAGGCCAACGUCCCAAAAAAUGAGCCCCACAUUGUGGGGGUGGGAGURGGGGAGCUGUGCUCAGGGACAACAGGACAUGGAACACGCCAAGAGCCACCCCAUUCCUGGCUCCAGCUGAGGCUCYCUGGCAGAUCAGGGACCUGCCUGGUGCUUGUCACUGCCUGGAUAUGCCUUAAAAGAGCAAAACUGCCUGCAAAUGUGCUCCAGGGUCUUAUUUCUGGGAUUUGU